Messenger RNA from Puccinia graminis f. sp. tritici CRL 75-36-700-3, 807 nucleotides. RefSeq lists its product as uncharacterized. Gene Ontology annotation, molecular function: nucleic acid binding. The transcript is spliced from 4 exons. Bases 1 to 807 code for a protein of 268 amino acids. NCBI's taxonomy places the organism in Eukaryota, Fungi, Basidiomycota, Pucciniomycetes, Pucciniales, Pucciniaceae. The record is from RefSeq and is a predicted model, not a curated record.
AUGAAAUGGUCUAUCGCUACCACCCCGCCGACUGUCAAGAUAGUCUGUGUCCGAAUGGAAAUGCAAAAUUACCCUCGAGAUGCCAUCUGCGCCGCCCUUGGGAGGACCAUAUCCCGACAAUCUUUUGACCGUUGGAUGGAACUCUACCGCCUAACUCAGCGGGUCGUUCGGGAUCCCAAGGAAUACGAAGAACGAGGUGGUCAGUACAAGCUGACCGGUGAAGAUCGAGAAUUCAUGCUUGAGCUCUUACGAGCCGAGCCCGGGCUGUUCUUGGACGAAAUUCGGGAGAGGUUAUACGAUGACAGCGGCACCUUGAUAGGCAUCACAAGUGUUCACCGCAACCUAGUCGAAAAAAUGUCGAUCACUCUGAAGAAAGCGGAUACUGUGAACAUCAAAAAGUCACUGGUUGCUAAAUAUGCUUACAUCGACAGGCUGGCAGGUGUACCUGCCGAGCAGAUAGUAUUCACAGACGAGUCUACCUUCUGCUCCAGAGACCUUCUUCGAACGUUUUCCCGAUCCAAAAAAGGUACGGGCGCCAUCCGACAUCAACUGGAGCAGAACCCAAAGCGCUUCACACUCAUUCCGGCGAUCAGCAUGUUUGGCGUCAUUGCACUCACGGUAACCAAAGAAAAUGUCAAGCGACCUUACUUCACACACUUCCUAAAAUAUCAGCUGCUUCCGCGAAUGAAUCCUUAUCCUGGUCUUAAUUCGAUCCUCGUCAUGGACAAUGCUGGCAUUCAUCGGGGGGCCGAUGUUGCCCGUUUAUGCCACGACGCGGGUGUCCGAUUGAUCUACCUUCCUCCGUAA